AUGAAGUUCAUCGCUGCCAUCACCACCAUCGCCGCCGUUGCUCUCGCAGCACCCACGCAGCUCGAGGAGCGCCAGAGCACCCUCUGCUCCUCGGGCACGGCGCUUUGCUGCCAGCUCGACGUCCUUGGUGUCGUCGACGCUACGUGCGAGCAGCCCUCCGCAACUCUCACCACGGCCGAUGAGUUCCAGGACUACUGCGCUGAGAGCGGCAGAACCGCCGAGUGCUGCACUCUGUCUCUGUCGAUUGCUGGUCUGGUCUGCUCUGCCCCUGUCACCACCAAAUAG
Molecule: messenger RNA, 285 nt
Organism: Diplodia corticola
Lineage: Eukaryota; Fungi; Ascomycota; Dothideomycetes; Botryosphaeriales; Botryosphaeriaceae
Product: fungal hydrophobin
Exons: 3
Coding region: 1-285 (94 amino acids)
Cellular component (GO): extracellular region
Source: RefSeq, a predicted model, not a curated record